AUGCUGGGUUUUCUUCAGCCGGGGACGAUCCCACCGCGGUGCCACCGGGGCGCGUCUGCCCGACCGGGGACGAGCGCUCUGGCGGCCCGCGGCGGGAGCGCGGUGCCUCCGCCAGCACCAGGGACAGCGCCGGCAGCAGCGCUGCCGCUCCUUUGUUCCACCGCCGGCGAGGCCCCGCGGAACAAAGACUUCCGCCGCCGGCGGCGCGGGGACCCCGGCCUCUCCCCUCCCCGCCCCCGCACCCUCCCCGCACCCGCCGGCUUGGCCCGGCCACGGCCGCCGCCUCCACCGGAGCCGCGUCUCCAGUGUGCCGGCUUGCACGCUCCUGCCCCGGCUCACGUCGCACUGCCACCGCCGCCCCGCCACCCUCCCCCGCGCGUAAGCCGCUCCGCACACCCUACGCCGCCGCCGCCCCCCGCUCCGCGCUCGCCAGCCGCUGCCUUGCGCCUCGCCCCGCCGCCCAGGCCAGCGCACAAAGCCCGCACGCCGCUCCGCUGCCCGCCGGCACCGCUCCGCGCCGCUCUCCCCGCGCCGCGCCCGCACGCUGCUCCCCCUCCCCGCCUCUCCCUCGCAACCUCCGCACGCUGCUCUUCGCGCAUCCAUCCAAGCUGCCUCUCCGCACACGGCUCCGCUGCAGUGCCCCCGCGGCACCUCGGGCACCCCCCGCCCUGCCCCUGUGCACCAGCUCGGCGCAUGGCUCAGCCUCUGCCGGCCCGCGGCACAGACGCUGCUCCGCUGCCCCCCGCGCACCGCGCCGCCGUCCCGGGGCGCGCGUUCCUCGCUUCCAGAGGAGCCCCGCAAGAGGAGGAGCCAUUACCGAGCGGGCACUCCUAGCUACCGGCUGAGCGAUGCGCAAAGAACAAUCCUCGCGAUGAUAAUAUUAGAAAAUGUAUUUAUUUCCCAUUAAUCGACUUUACAUGGUUCAGCCCAAGAAAGCGAGAGGUCGAGUCACCACUACCUUGAAAAACCACCGCGGCUACCGCACCGCUCCAGUAGCCCCCCACGGCCCCGUUACCUGCUGCUGACAGCUGCCCCCGCGGGCGCCCGUCCCAUGACAGCGGCAUCUCCUUUCCACCGGGCUGAGUCAAUCAGUCCACCAGUCCUAGUUAGUCUCGGUUUCCGUAGGUGAGUACAGGUUGUCGAGCUCUUUAUUGCUUUGUCUCUCCUUUUCUUUCUUUCUUUUUUCCUUUUUUUUUUUUUUUUUUUUUUUUAGGCUCAUUGCAAUUAUUUUUGUUAUUGACAUUAUUGUUAUGGUAUGUUCUAGCGAGAUCUUUCAUGCUGCUUUGAGGAUCCGCUCUUGGCAUUCACCGCGUGCCUUAAUUGUAUGACAUUAAAUCAAGGUCCGCUGUGAACACGGAGAGUCAGAGCCUUAGAGCGCUCUCUCUCGCUCUCUCUCUCUCUCUCAGUAGAACAGCAACUCAUCCCCGAAAAAAAACCCCGGUAAUUUCCCUCCGCCCUAGUCCCAUUCUGGCCCAGGCUGCAUAUAACUCAUGCUCGAGUUUGCUUACUAGCCAGUCUGAUGUUUGCAAUGCUCAGGAAGCUGUUAAAUAUGCAUUUAAUCGAUAAAAAAGGAAAAAAAAAAAGGUAAUAAUAUAUGCGUGUGCCUAUUGCACAAUUCCGGACGACUGCUUUAAUUUCACCAGCGUCUUCGCGUGAUUUUAAACACAGGAGUUGACUCUCCCCGACUCGACGUCUGUCAUUUGGCAUCCCUGGCUGAGAGGAAUGACCAUGUCUUUCCGGCUGUCUCGGUCCGCCGGGUUUUGCGGCUCCCCUGGAUCACGGGCGGGGGGAGCCCGCACCCCCAGAGCAUCCCCGCUCCCCUCGGCCAGGGGGAGGGCGGGGGGAGAAGAGGGGAUCUUUCGGCGAUGAAAAAUGAAAGGGCAGGACGUGUCAUCUUUCUUUGUAAAGCAGAAAAAAAUUUAACUCACUCGCACCUGCCCCUUUCCCGGGAGGGUCUGGGCAGCCCAUCUGGCUUGCCUACACUGAACUGGCGAGUGAGGAAAUGAGGGGUGAAGUCAUUAUAAUAAUUAAAAAAAAUAGCCUAAGCUUUUAUUAUUACUGUUAUUAUUACGCUUUUUGCCAUCUUUCACGGCUCAGGAUCGGGACAAUUCCUUUUCCGUGCCGACGGCGCGCCGGGGAGGAGCGGAGCGGCCGGGCACCUCGCAUCACCCUGCGGGCUCGAGCACGGCCGGACCCCAGGAACCGGGCAGCUGACCUCGACUGCUUCCUCGGCGCCAGGGCCCGCGAGAGAGAGAGGAGGAGAAGCGGGCUGUGCUGCGGCUGCAGGCGGCGGCGGUCGGGAUCCUGCGGCGAGCUGUGCUUCUCAGAGAGUUUUCCCGUAGCUUGCCGGGGCAUCCAGGGGCAAACUGGGAAGGCGGCUCCGGGCCCCCUCGGCACCGUAGCUCCUGCGUGCGGC
This is a messenger RNA of Motacilla alba alba, 2416 nucleotides long. Its product is annotated as formin-like protein 3. NCBI's taxonomy places the organism in Eukaryota, Metazoa, Chordata, Aves, Passeriformes, Motacillidae. The record is from RefSeq and is a predicted model, not a curated record. The transcript has a single exon. Bases 1 to 834 code for a protein of 277 amino acids.